AUGGCGGGCGUAAAUAACGUAAGUACAUAUGAUAAUGCACCAGAAAAUUCCAAUAACACAGUUGAGCAAACUAACAAGGCUGAUGAUUCAGACGACAAAGAUGAUUCGUUGCAGAACGUCAUCGACAAUGAACUGUCCAAACGUUUUAACGAAAGUGAAACUCCAGCCAAUCGUGUUAAAUACAGUGUAGACAUAAUGCUAACUACAGAAUCAAUUCAUAGUGACAGUGUUAGACAGUCUAAUGACGUAGAAUACGUAGACCUCAAGUCCUUAAAAUCGAACGAAUACCAAGUCCAAAAAGACACUAGCGAGCUCUUUCUGUUGACAGAACAACAACAUACCGAAGAGACUAGUGACACGGGUAACGAUUCUGUAGUUUUGAUAGUGGAAGAAGUUAUUGAUAAUGAUGGUCCACUAUCUGACACUAUGAGUAGUGAUGGAUUCGAAGAAAACGAUAUAACGAGGGAGCUUGUGGAUCAGGAUCCUUCACAUGCAGAAUUAGAAGAACCUCGUAUUUUUUCUAGACCCCUACCGGUUGAUGAGGCAGAUAAUGUAACUGAAUUGGUAUUUGAUACUUGGACCACGGUUGAUGAGAUUGUGGGAUCAGAAAUUAAAAAAACUGAAUCAAACGGUUAUGAAGAAAAGUCGGCCACUGACAUCAGUACUGCUAGCCUUAACCAAGAGUGUUUUGAUAUUAAUACACCAGCCAUAACUAACAGUGUUACCGAGGUAGUUUCGGAAACGACGACUGAACGCAGAACAGUAAAGAAAAAGUCAUCUGCAGCCGGUGGUGAGGCGUCUACCACAGUUGUCAAGACCAAAAAGACCAAAAAGUCGAAAAAAUCUGACGAAAAAGAAAAUAUAUCUGUUAAUUUAAAUGGCCAUUUGACAAAUGAAAUGAGAAAUGGUCAAUACGACGACUAUAUUGUCGAGGAAGAUGACUUAUCUAACGUAUGCGUUCGAGACCUCAAAAAAUCCUACUGCGAUGAAGCUAAUCGAAAGUCUUCCUCCGUUAUUAUACCAGAAGAGCCUGUACCUGCUUCUAUUCCCAUAGAUGAAUUGAAGCGAAAUUUUGUUGGUGCCGUCAAGAAACAACCAUCCGGAUGUGAAAACGGAAUGAUAAACGGUUGUUCGAAAUCAAGUUUUGGGAAAUUUGAUCAACUGGAAAAAAAAAUUAUCCUUCAACAAAGAUCACCUACAGAAUCUGAAAAAAUCGAUACUAAACAAAAUGGUGUUAUACGUCCAGAAGUUAAUUCUGUAUGUAAGUCAUGUGAGAAGACUGUGUAUGCCAUGGAACAAAUAAAAGCGGAACGUCAAGUUUGGCACAAGAACUGUUUCCGGUGCACAACAUGCAACAAACAAUUAACACUUGAUAUUUAUAGUAGCCAUGAAGGUAUAUUGUACUGUAAACCACAUUUCAAGGAGUUAUUUAAGCCUAAAGUAGUAGUUGAGGACGAAGAACCAAUUAGACGCAAGAAACCAGAAAUGAUAAUACGUGAAAAUCAGCCCUUGGAAUUACCGCCUGACGUGGUUAGAGCCAGUGAUAAACCGGAUUUGGGCUUAGAAGAAUUGAGCUCUUUAAACGUGAAAUCCCGUUUUCAAGCUUUUGAAAACGCCACCACCAAUGGUAAUAGCCACAUGGAAAAAUCUCCAGUCAGUGUUAAACGUUCACCAAGUAUAUUGAGUAAAUUAGCUAAAUUUCAGUCGAAAGGAAUGGAUGUAGGAGUUGCCAAUGAUGAUUUGAACGGUGCAUUCUUUGAGCCCUCGUCAAGCAGUGAUACUGAAGAUGAAGAUACCGGGAAUGAUAUGUUAAAAAAUAGUAUUUCUAAAGAAAAACCAAUGAGUUUUGACAAAAUGGAGUCUGUUAAACGUAACUGGGAAAUGCGCCGAGAAGAAAUGAAAGAGGAACAUAAACAAGAAAUACAAAACAUAAGGUCUAAAUUGUUUGCGGGAAAACAAGGAAAGAUGAAACAAAUGUAUGAACAGGCUGUGGCUGAAAGUGAACGUACUGGUGUUAAACGAGACAUAAAUAUAAACAAAUCUGACAAAGCCAAAGUAAUCAAGGAGAAAUUUGAAAGAGGCGAAAUUGUAAACACUGAAAGUGAUGAUAUAGAUGAAAACAGUAUUAGUGUAUCAGUAAAUGACGAUGAAGAUGAAAUGAGUGUUUUUGAAGCGGGAAUCUCUAAGAAAUCAAGAAGUCUGUUCAUGGAAUUGGAUGCUAAUGCUGUAAAGACUAAACAAGCUGCACCAAUUGUGAAUACUAAAAAAGAAUAUAUUCCUAUAAAACAGGUUACACCAAUAUACAGUCGUCAAGUGUCUGAUGAUGUGGUCAAAUGCAGUGACCGCAUCGAGGACGUUUCUGUGGAAACAGCUGAAGUUUCUUCAAAGUUUAAGUUCUUUGAAACAUACAAGCCUCCUGCAGUCAUUAAGAAACAAUUCAGAAUUACACCCCCACGAGAAGGCCAAAUUAAGGGAGAAUCUCCAGAACGUGAUAUUUACCGCGAUCCAAAUGUGGUGCGCAGUGAAGAUCCAGUUGAUGAGACAGCGGAACUAGUCAAAAGUAAUACGACCGCUAAGAUGUUAUCCUUAUUUAGACAGAUGGAAGUUGCCAGACCAGCUGUACCUGAAGGUCUUAAACCACUUAAACGCUUUACUCCUCCACCACCAGACCUUAAGGAAUCAGAGACGGAAUCAGAAUCUGAUGAUGAUGUGAGUGGGGAAGAUGAUAGUGAUGAAGAAUCUUCAAGUAGUGAAACCAAUGGUGAUGUUGUGAAAUCAUCCCUAAAAGUUGAAGACGAAUUUUUGAAAAAUUCUCAAAGCGCAGUAAUGGCCAAAUCAUUGAAAGACAAAUUUGAACACUGGGAACCUGACAAGCAUUCUAUGAAUAAUGCUGUUACAAUGCUUGAUUCUGAACAGGAAAGCAUUGAAUCGACUAAGUCUUUGCGUGCUCGUUUUGAAUCUCUGAAAGGGGAUCGUCCAGCUGAUAAGCCAAAACCAAAAGUUAACAGAUUCGUGCAAGAUCACGACAGCCACGCUUUCACGCUCUGCGAAUCUUGCGAAAAGAAAGUGUAUCCCCUGGAAAAGGUCGAGAUUGAAGGCAGACCGUUCCACAGGUCGUGCUUCAGGUGCACGCAAUGCCAAUGCGUCUUGAGAAUGGACACGUUUACAUGGAAUAACAAACGUCUGUACUGUUUGCCGCAUUUCAAGCGGCUGUUCAUAUCCAAAGGAAAUUAUGACGAGGGAUUUGGUGGUGAUCAACACAAAAAGAAAUGGGAAAACGGACACAUGCAGCAGGCUCUUCAACUCGCCGCCGUCACCACCGACUCGACAGCUGAUUAG
Macrosiphum euphorbiae (potato aphid) is the source of this 3339-nucleotide messenger RNA. The record is from the annotation of a GenBank genome assembly. NCBI's taxonomy places the organism in Eukaryota, Metazoa, Arthropoda, Insecta, Hemiptera, Aphididae.